GUGGUGGCUGGAAACGAUGAGACUGUGCCAUGGACCUUUUCUGAGAAGCGUUCUGCGCACGCGCGAGCGCCCGAUGCCAAGCGGCGGAAGUCCCACUUUAGUGGGAUACGAUAUCCCACUUUAGUGGGAUAUGUAUCAAUGAAACUUGCACUCACUUCGUGCAGGCACUGACCUCUUCAACUUAUUUAGUCGGGCAUAAAAAAUUUGCACUUGCAUUUCGGAAAAAAUAUGUCAGCGUCUUCAGUUGCUAUCUGUUUUUCCUUUUGCGUUGGCAGAAUCGAAGAAAGCACUCCUGGAAGAGAUGUCGCAGAGGAAGCGGAUGAUUAUUCCACGAAUUUUUGAGGGGCCGUUGAAAGCUUCCAUGUCAACACCUGACCCCUCAGCCAAGACUGUGAAGCAACGCAGGGCUGCCGCGAAGAAGCAACAGCUCACGAGCUUCAUCAGCAAAAGGAAGCUGGAGACCUCGAGUGACGACGAGGACCCUGAUGUCGUACCCAAGGCAAUGCUCGAGGAAGCCGAGGAGACGAUGAAGUCUCUCCGCUUAAAGUUGAGCAGGGCAAGAGAGCCAAGCAUGUGCCUCACCUGUGCUCAAACUAAGACGGAGCUCGAGCACGCCCAGGCAACAGUUCGGCGCCUGCAGGAGGUGGAGGACCUAAGGCAGACAAACACUCGUUUGACGCAUGCUGUCUUCGAUAACAUUGCAACCAGGCUUCCUCUGGGCAACAUGCCAGAUUCACCAGAGCUUGGGGAGUCAUCUGGCUCUAUAUUUACAAGGAACCAAUCACCACUGCCGAGGUGAUGCCUGCCAAGGUUACGCCUGCCGAGGUUGUUCCUGCUGAGCUGCCGCCGAACCGCACGGUUUAUAUGUGUUUGCAUAAAUAUCGUAGAAAAUCGAAACCUUAUGUUACAUUUAGCUUGAUAAUUGCCCAGUCAAAUUUCAGCUUUCCACAGCAAUGCUGUAAACUUUUGGCUACUUGUUUUCGACAUCUUGUAGAC
Ixodes scapularis (black-legged tick) is the source of this 996-nucleotide messenger RNA. RefSeq lists its product as uncharacterized. The coding region runs from base 302 to 799 and encodes 165 amino acids. NCBI's taxonomy places the organism in Eukaryota, Metazoa, Arthropoda, Arachnida, Ixodida, Ixodidae. The record is from RefSeq and is a predicted model, not a curated record. The transcript is spliced from 3 exons.